AUGGCAGAAGCAAGCUUACACAACGUACCCAUCGUCAUCGACAACGGCAGCGGGACAAUUCGCGCCGGAUUCGCCGGCGAGGAGAUCCCAUCAUGCUACUUCCCAUCCUUCGUCGGACGACCGAAGCACCCACGGGUGAUGGCCGGAGGGUUAGAAGGGGAUGUAUUCGUAGGACGAAAAGCACAAGAAUUGCGCGGCUUGUUGAAGAUACGAUACCCCCUCGAACACGGCAUCGUCACGGACUGGGACGAUAUGGAGAAAAUAUGGCACCAUGUGUACGAAAGCGAACUGAAAACACUGCCCGAAGAACACCCCGUACUGCUGACGGAGCCACCGCUAAAUCCGCGCAAGAAUAGGGAUAUUGCGGCGCAGAUCAUGUUCGAGACGUUUAAUAUUCCGGCCCUGUAUACGUCUAUCCAGGCGGUGCUGUCGCUGUAUGCAUCGGGCCGGACGACGGGUGUGGUGCUGGAUUCGGGGGAUGGCGUGUCGCAUGCGGUGCCGGUGUAUGAGGGGUUUGCGGUGCCGAAUAGUAUUAGGCGAAUUGACGUCGCUGGGCGUGAUGUCACGGAGCAGAUGCAGUUGUUGUUAAGGAAGAAUGGCCAUGUGCUGCAUACCAGUGCCGAGAAGGAGGUUGUGCGGAUGAUCAAGGAGAAAGUGUGCUACGUCUCGCUGGAUCCGAAGAAGGAGGAGAAAGACUGGAUUAAUAGCUACCACAAGUCGGAGUCGAAAACAAUCGACUACGUUCUUCCAGACGGACACAAGAUCAAGAUCGGCCAAGAGCGCUACCGUGCCCCAGAGAUCCUAUUCGACCCGGAGAUUAUCGGCCUUGAAUACCCCGGCGUCCAUCAGAUCGUGCAAGACGCCAUCACACGGACUGACCUCGAUCUGCGAAAAGCACUAUACCUGAACAUCGUUCUUUCCGGCGGCACAACGCUAUGCAAGAACUUCCCCGAUCGACUCAUGCGUGAGUUAAAAAAACUGGCAGUGGAGGACAUGAAAAUCCGGAUUUCGGCGCCUGCUGAACGGAAAUACACUACGUGGAUUGGCGGUGGUAUACUCGCUGGCUUGAGUACAUUCCGGAAGAUGUGGGUUAGUGCAGACGAAUGGCACGAGGACCCCGAGGUUAUCCACCGUAAAUUCGCCUAG
Molecule: messenger RNA, 1146 nt
Organism: Talaromyces proteolyticus
Lineage: Eukaryota; Fungi; Ascomycota; Eurotiomycetes; Eurotiales; Trichocomaceae
Product: actin-related protein ArpA
Exons: 3
Coding region: 1-1146 (381 amino acids)
Source: RefSeq, a predicted model, not a curated record